Tachysurus vachellii is the source of this 1398-nucleotide messenger RNA. RefSeq names its product potassium channel tetramerization domain containing 14 (gene kctd14). The coding region runs from base 27 to 752 and encodes 241 amino acids. The record is from RefSeq and is a predicted model, not a curated record. The transcript has 2 exons. Gene Ontology annotation, biological process: protein homooligomerization. Lineage: Eukaryota; Metazoa; Chordata; Actinopteri; Siluriformes; Bagridae. Gene Ontology annotation, molecular function: protein binding.
CGGGUAAAACAGAGGACCUUACAAACAUGAGUCUUCCUGACAUCAAAUCGGCACGGAAACUCGCAGUCGAGCCUUUAAAACAGUGCUCUGUCGUGCAGCUGAAUGUCGGCGGUCAGGUGUACACCACCACCCUGUGGACCCUGCGCAAAUUCCCCAACUCAAAGCUGGCUGAAAUGUUCAGUGUGCCUCACAAACUUCUAAAGGAUGCAGAGGGUCGCUGUUUCAUAGACCGUGACGGGACACACUUUAGAGCCAUUCUCGAGUUUCUCCGUUCAGAGGAGAUUCCUACUAAAAAUCUGCUGGAGGUUCACAAGGAUGCAGUGUAUUACAAUAUAAAACCCCUGGUGAAAAUCCUGGAGGAGUCCCCACAGUUUUUUGGUGAGAAAGUUGGAAGGCAGCAGUUUUUAUCCCAUGUGCGCAACUACCACGAAAAUCUAGAAGUCCUUAUCAGGGUGGGCAAAGCAGAAGCCAUGGCGUCACGAUACUCCACUAUAAUCAUAUGUGUCCUAAAAACAGAGGAUGACCUGGAACGAUGCAAUGAUGCCAUGGUCAGUCUUGAUAUGAGAAAAGAAUCUGUUGUGAGUUUCGGUCCCUGGAAUGCUCAAGCUACCGUGGUGGAUCUUCUGGAUUGCAUACAAAUGGACAUAGAAGCAAAAGGAUAUAAAGUGAGCAUUAAACCUCACAGCACAGAGAAAGGCUUUCUGUUUAAGAGCCAUAAUUUCUUCUAUAAGCUGACUUUUACUUGGUGGUGACUAGGAUUUGUGCUUCCACCCUUUCAAGUAUGAUUGGAAUGGUUUUUAAUAGUGGAACGCAGAGGUCAUGAAUUUUCUCCUACAAACACUUUAGAUAAGAAAAGUGGGUUAUCUAUUAAUCUAAAACACCCACCUAUGUUGCAGGCAUGUGUCAUAUAGGGCUCGUUCAGGAUCGUUGCUGCCAUCUGUAGCCACCCUUGUUUAAUAUUUACUCUAGUUUGUACCAGCCCUUUGCAUCAUGUGACCUUAAUGUGCUCACAAAUAUGUUCUUUUGCCGACUUGCCAAGAAUCAAAAAUAGCACAGACAAAAUAUUUUUCCCACAGCAGUGUAAAAUUGUACAAAAUAUUUUAGACAGAUAUUUUGGAUGCCUGUUAAGUAAGGAAUAAAUCACAGUAAGGUGUGCUGUUCUCAGAAAACAAUUAAUGUCAUGGUGUGAUGUAGCCAAACAUGAGUUUAUUCUUUUCUUACAAUUAUAUUUUGUGAUUUCUUUAUUUGAAAUAAACCACAGAGAUUUACCAUAGAUUCAAAUGUUAACUUAUUAAUAACACUUUUCUUAACGAUUUGUUAGUGAGCAUCAUGACACGCUGUCACUUACUCCUUCCAAAAAAGUUAAAUAAAGAUCUCCUUUCAGAAAAUGUCACCAAA